Messenger RNA from Thalassophryne amazonica, 3026 nucleotides. It is a transcript of the gene dpf3, whose product is annotated as D4, zinc and double PHD fingers, family 3. Bases 116 to 1294 code for a protein of 392 amino acids. The transcript is spliced from 12 exons. The record is from RefSeq and is a predicted model, not a curated record. NCBI's taxonomy places the organism in Eukaryota, Metazoa, Chordata, Actinopteri, Batrachoidiformes, Batrachoididae. Gene Ontology annotation, biological process: nervous system development. Gene Ontology annotation, cellular component: nBAF complex.
UUCUAUGAAGCCACGCCCAUUUUCUUAACGUCCAGAAUCGCAUUUGCUGAUGUGUUUUUAAGGGUCCCAAAGUCCGCUGAGAUUUGGAAUAUUACGUUACAGUCCUGCAGAGAAAAUGGCAACAGUCAUUCAAAAUCCUCUAAAAUCGCUGGGUGACCAGUUUUAUAAGAAGGCCAUCGAACACUGUCGUAGCUACAACGCCCGACUCUGCGCUGAACGCAGUGUGCGCAUGCCCUUCCUGGACUCUCAAACGGGUGUGGCACAGAACAACUGCUACAUCUGGAUGGAAAAGCGCCAUCGUCAGCCAGGUCAGGCGGCGGGACAGAUGUAUACCUACCCCGCUCGUUGUUGGAGAAAAAAGAGGCGGCUCCAGCCUCCGCUGGAUCCCCAGCUCCGCCUCUGUGAGCUCAGACUGGAAGCCGAGCUGGCCCCCAAAAGAGAGGGGCCCCCGGCAGGAGAAGCCACAGCUUUGGAGGCCCUCCUGAGGGGAGACGGCCUGCUGGAGAAAAAAAACAGCCUCAGUAAGGAGGAGGAGACGCUGCUGGAAAUACAGCGAGUUCUGGAGGCGGAGGAAAAUGGCGACGCUUUCCACGACGAUGACGACUUUGAACUGGACACCCCAAAGAGAAAGAACAGAAACAGAGGCAAAAGCAGAGGAUCCAGUCGGAGGCGGGCUGAAACCGUUAACAGCGACGACCAGGACAAACCUUACGUCUGUGACAACAGAUACAAACAAAAGCAUAACUCAAAAAAGGCUGAAGAAGUAUGUGGGAAGCGCUACAAGAACCGGCCUGGCCUGAGCUACCACUACACCCACACUCACCUGGCAGAGGAGGAGGGUGAGGAGGAGAAGGAACCAGAGAUGGUCCCGUCUCCCCCGCAGAGCUCCGAUGACCACAAGCCUCAGAAAGGACCAGAUGGGGGCAUCAUCCCCAACGACUACUGUGACUUCUGCCUGGGAGAUCAGGGCUCCAACAGGAAGACAGGCCAGGCUGAGGAACUGGUCUCCUGCUCGGACUGUGGACGUUCUGGUCACCCGUCGUGCCUGCAGUUCACUGAGAACAUGAUGCAUGCAGUCAGGACAUACCAGUGGCAGUGCAUCGAAUGCAAGUCCUGCAGCCUCUGCGGCACCUCGGAGAACGACGAUCAGCUUUUGUUCUGCGAUGACUGUGACAGAGGGUACCACAUGUACUGCCUGAAGUCUCCAAUGACCCAGCCGCCCGAAGGGAGCUGGAGCUGUCACUUGUGUCUGGAUUCAUUGAAAGACAAAGCAUCAGCCUACGGCGAACCAUAACACGCUGGACAUUCUUCUCAAAGCAUAAACACAUAUUUUCACAUGUACAAAUAACUGAUUGAUAUGAACAUGUUAAAAUAUAAGAGCAAUCAGGGCUUGCACCUCCAGAUCAGUUCAGUUACUGUGACAAUGGUACUAGAUCUCUUUGGAGGAUCUUUUUCAUUCCCCUUCUCUCCAGUGCAUAUCUCCACCUCACUGUCCUCGACUCAAACUACUCCUUACCCUGAGUUUAGAAAAAAUGACUUUGGAAUGAGUUUAUGUCAAACAAAUGGAUACUUAGAGAGACUUACGGCAUAAUACCUGAAUUGAGGGUGAACAUUAGUUUUACUAGCCAUGUGUUAUUUCUCUGGGUAUCAACCAGCACACAGGUGCUUGUGUCUCAGUGUGGCAGAUAGGUUGCUGCUUUCUAGCGGUGGGAAUGGACUGGUGGUCUGUCUUGGUGAUUUACACUGAGGACCCCAAGUAGUUCCGUAGUGCGGUGGACGCGAUGGCGUCUGGUACCAGUACAUGCUUCCAGACCUGAGAUCUGAGUGCACAACCAACUUUGUCACAAUAAAUUUAUUGAAUAGCUGAGUUGUUACUGAAAUACAGUAACAUGUUAAAGCAGGAAUUCCAGUUCCCAGAAACAAGUCAAAGUGGAUCAAAUGGAAAUCUGGUUUGUGAGUAAUUUAAGCCCAAAAGCUGCUUGCAGCCUCAUAGUCAAAUUAGUUAUGUAAUUUUGUGGGGAUUAGUUAACAUACAUUUUUGGAGAGUGCAUGAAAUAGCCAAGCCACUAUGGUGGCCAUCUUGGAUUUGUAAAAAUGGUGCCACAAUUUUUUUUGUUUUUUUGUUUUUUUUUGGGGGGGGGGGGAGGGGGUAGUUUUAAGCAUUUCACUGCAGAUAUCAAAAAUGUUAGGAUCUGGGUUAAUGGGAGAGAGGGCUGAUAUGUCUAGAAGGGACUUACUAUCAUUACAAAAUAUAUAUAUGUUGUACAAUCUGCAUGCCAGUGCCAAACAAAAAGAUCUGAACAUUUCAUCCAUCACUUUGUCUUCUCUGUGCAGUGGCAGACCAACAGAUCAAGUUAGAGGGGGCGAGGGUCAGACAUUCCCCCCCAAUUCAUAAUGGAUGCCACACCAACAAACAUCCAUGCUGCAGCGUAAUUUGCCCGAUCCUCUACCUCUCAUGGAGCUCAACAACAGCAUUGCAGAUGCUAACUCCAUCAACGGCAUCAGCCGUAAGUGAGCUCAAGCGCGUCUAACGCUUCUCUACCUCACCAGCGGUCCUCAGCAAGAAACCAAAGCAAGAUUGAUCACGGACUGCCUGAGCAAGUGUGUGUGUGCACGGGCGCGCGUGUGUAUAUUGUAUGGAGAGAAAAACCAAACGUGAAGUCUAUGGACUGAGGCGGAUAUUUAACCCUGAUUUACGUCUGUGUGAUUUGGACGUCUGUCCUUGGAGCGUAUGCUAAAGCACUUGCUUCCCUCACUGGUCGCAAUUUGGACCGUGCUAAUGUUUGUUUAAAUUUUCAUUUCCAGCUCUUCUGCUCUCCUGUGUUUAGAUUUUAGAGUGACAUUCCAGUGUUUUCACCUGAACAGACUGAACAUCAUCUUCAUGUCUGGCGGAUUUUAUGUCCAAUGCUAACAGGAAACGUUGCUCUAGACCUGACAUUUUUACUCCACAUCUGUUUUCUGUAUUGGCACAGUUACUAGGAUACCACUGUGCUUAAAGGACUUCUGUUUUGUAAAAAAAAAAAAAA